Molecule: messenger RNA, 2948 nt
Organism: Schistosoma mattheei
Lineage: Eukaryota; Metazoa; Platyhelminthes; Trematoda; Strigeidida; Schistosomatidae
Source: the annotation of a GenBank genome assembly
UUUUAUGAUAUAAGUAACUUUGACCAGAUGAACCCUUACACACUAAUGUCCAAAACUGAAUGUAUAUAGUGGACUUUAUAUAAAUGUGAUUGGAAUGAUUAAUUGAUACUAACCAAUUAUUACUGCAUAACAACCAUGCUAAGGUGAAUUUCCCUAAUUAUAAGAGUGAUUCGGACCCCAAUAAUAAUUUAGGUUUCUUCGGAAAGCAUAAGAAAAAUAUGCUUUAGCUGAAUAGAUUAGGUUCACGAAUAGCAUAGAUAGAUCUUGUUUAACAAUUUCAAUGAUACAAAUCAAUGUUUUUCUGUUUGUUAAUUAUAAAUUUUUAAUUGCUAUUUGCCUUGAAAUGUAUCCCUAGUGUCACAAUUAGUUCUUAUUCGGAUAACUAACAAAAAUUUGUAAAUUGGUUGUAACUGCCAGUUGAUCGGUAUAAAUAUUAUAAAAACUGAUUCCAUAGUCAGUUUAUUUGAUGCUCCAUAGAAGUGUAAAAGCAUUCACUCAGAACUUUUUUGAUUAUUUGUCUGAUAUUUAAACGUGACUUUAAGUAUGAAGUACUGGGAUUGUAAGUUUCAUACCGUCUUGUUUUCUAAAUGGUGUCAGCUUCAAUUAUCGUAAGAACGAAAACCGUAUAGCUGUGAAUAUUUUAUAUGAUUCCACACACAUUCAAUGUAAUUAUGAUUUCAGCUUUUACAGGCAGUUAACAAACGCACUGUACACAACCAUACCAGCGAUGGCUGAUCUCUGUGUGGUUAGUCCGAGUGAAGACUUGGUUUACAGAUGGAGGACCGCAUGUAACACCACCUCGUCGACAGUUUGAAAUAGCUUUUCGUAUGUUUGAUAUUAAUGGAGAUGGGGAAUUAGACAUAAACGAGUUUGAAGUUGUUCGUUCGGUAAUUAUGGGCACUACUGCUAUGGGUCGUCGUCAUCGUGAUAAUUUAACAACAGGUUGUACUUUGAAACCAGGGAGUUCUAAUAGUGCUUUCAAACGCUAUUUCUUUGGUCCAAACGGUGAUCAGAAGUUGCCAAUCAGUAAAUUUCUUCAAUUUCAUUCUGAUUUACAAGAGGAGAUUAUGCGUCUAGAAUUUGAAAGAGCUGAACCAAAGAAUGGAAAAAUUACUGAAGUACAAUUCGCCAAUUCUCUACUUGUUUAUGCUGGAUUUUCUGAGAAUAAAAGACGUAAAAUGAUUCGUCGAGUAAAAGCAAAAUUUCCUAUAGAUUCUGAUCAGUCUAGUGGUAUCACGUAUAAAGAUUUUUCUGAUUUCAGUCAUUUACUUCGAUCUAUUGCUGAUGUGGAUACUGCUUUAACAUUUUAUCAUAUGGCUGGGGCAUCAAUUAAUCAAGAUACUUUAAACCAUGUUGCUUCGACUGUCGCCAAUCUUCACUUGUCACCACAUGUUUUAGAUGUUGUGUUCACUUUAUUCGAUGAGAAUAAUGAUGGACAAUUAAGUUAUCGUGAAUUUGUUGGUGUUAUGCGACAUAGACUCUUACGCGGUUUGGAUAAACCUAUGGAUACAGGUUUUAUUCGAUUACUUAGUGCUGUAUUUCAUUGUACUAAAGAACAAAUCAAUCUUGGAAUUAGUUCUACUUAUAAAGUAAGGAAUGGCUCCAAGAACUUUCGGUGGUCAAAACGGGAUUGUUUAUCACCUGAUACUGAGACAAUUAAUUUGGUCGCUCUUGUAUUCGAAGAUUCUGAAUUGUUUGAGGCGGAAGCAGCUGAAUUAAGUGUUGACGAGUCAGACGAUUCUUUUUCUCUACUUAUUCGUAAUGAUAGUUUAUUCGGUGAAAUCAAUCCAGAAGAAUACAGUACAUUACCUAGAAGCCAUCAUUCAAAUUUAUCUGCGCAUAGUUUGGCGACAACUUCAAUCGUAACGCCAACUCAUCAUGCACAAACAAUAGAAUUUAAUUUGAUUUCUACCUCACAAUUUGAAUCAUCUGGAUCAAACUCUAAUGAUCAUAAAUCACAUUCCGCUUCAAGUUUCAUUGAUGUUGGUCGGAUUCAUGGUUUUCUUUCUACAUUGCCUGUUCAUGUUUUAAGUAUCAGUACCAGUUUCCCUUGUUCACCUUCUUCAUGGCCGUGGCAUUUACUUGCUUACACUGAUUUUCCAGCUUUUGUGCAUGCUAUUACUUCUGAUUUAAACUGUUUCUGGAAUUUAUUCAAUGGAAAUGCGAGUAAACAUUCAAAUUUUGUUGAUGUUAUCCCAUGUGAUUCAGCGUUUGACUUGACAACUUGUAAUUUAACAUGUCAAGCUGAAGUUGAACUAGUUAAAUGUGAUGAUACAUUCAUCCAAACUAAUUAUCAAAUGAAGUGUAUAAAUCCGUCAACCUCAACACCGAGAAAUGAAAAAGACAGUGCAAUAGUUACCCAUAAAUGUCUUCAAACUAGUCAAAAGUUAGUCCCACUUUUCUGUGUUGGAGACCAACUUAAAAUCAGUGAUGAAAUGAAUAUUGUCUUAUUUCCUUUAUCCGGUCUUCAUCCAAAUCUGUUAAAUGAUAGUCAGUUAUGCCAUUCCACCUUUACAGCUGUCUACCUACUCCUCAUUAAUGAUGAUUCCAAACCUGAAAUUAAUACCAGUGGGGAUAUAUCUAAUCUAAGUACCAAUCACGUACAGAAUACUGAAGGGUCCUGUGAUUAUGGCCUUAUAGACGAUACUUUUUCUGAUAAAAAUGAUCAGCUACACAAUACACCUAUCGUUCUUACACUUCUAGUUCAAAUUUUACCGUCAAAACAGCUUACUUGUCCGAUUACAGUUAACCAUAAAUUAUGUCCAUUUCCUAUGGUAUCUGAUUUAAAGUUAUUUAAUGGUCAAAAGUUUACUGUUCUUUUGGCUGUAGUCGAUUUGUUAGUUAGUAAGAAUGACAAUGAUGAAUUUCAGUUACACGGUGUCUUGCAUCAACGUUUAAAUUAUUUGUCUGACUUCAAAUUUGAACUCUUUCUCCACAACCAACCAUAG